This is a messenger RNA of Ruditapes philippinarum (Manila clam), 2791 nucleotides long. RefSeq lists its product as uncharacterized. NCBI's taxonomy places the organism in Eukaryota, Metazoa, Mollusca, Bivalvia, Venerida, Veneridae. The record is from RefSeq and is a predicted model, not a curated record. Bases 133 to 987 code for a protein of 284 amino acids. The transcript is spliced from 2 exons.
UUUUCCAUAAACUAAAGUACGGAAAUUAGAGAUAAAAUGUAGGUCAAUAGUUUGAUUAAAUUCGAAAAAUGAUAUUUUAUAAUAGAUCUUGAACAGUUUGGAAAGCUCGUUUUGGAACACAGUAUACCUGACAUGAGAAAAGAAAUGGCCGAAAUUGUCAGUCCUCAUUGUCAUGAAACUACAAAGAAGACAAAAUAUGGUGAUAAUCUGAUUGAAAAAGAAGAUAUCAAUAUUAACACUAAGUCAGAUAUGGCAAAAAGUUUCAUUACGGGAUGUGCUGUUCUAAACAUGAAUGAAUUAGUUCUAGCUGAUACUGACAACAAGAAGGUAAAAUUGGUAUCUAUAGAGAACAAACUUGUACAAAAAGAGAAAUCUCUAGACACACGGCCAUGGGAUAUUGCUGUAAUGUCUCAAGAUCAGUUUGCUGUUACAAUGCCUGGUAUCAAAAGCAUAUUUGUCAUGACAACAGACGAUAAUCUAUCAUGUAUUCGCAGCAUAAAAGUGGGUAGGGAAUGCUAUGGUAUAGACCUUAAUCAAGAUUGUUUUUAUGUUGCUUGUUUGUCUCCUCCUAGUGUGAUUGUACUGAAUACAAAAGGUGAUAUCCUGAAUGACUUCUCUCUGAAUUUUCUGACAAUAGGUUUUGCCCCGUAUAUUGCUGUGAGAAGGGAUUCUAAACUUAUGUUUAUAAGUGAUUCUGGUCACGACAGUGUGAUGAGUGUAUUCUUACAAGAGGAAGUUAGAGUUGCAUAUAAACAUGCAGAUCUUAGUGGACCCUGUGGAUUGUUGAUGCUAGAUGACAGAUCAUUACUUGUCUGCUGUCGUUGUAAUGACAAAGUUUAUCAAGUGAAAGAAGACUUGAAGCAAGUUAAGAUCGUGCAUGAAAAUAUACCAGAUCCGUAUUCGAUUUGCUACAAUAAACACUCUGGUGAAGUCUAUGUUGGUUGCCAUGGUAACCAGUUAAAAGUUUUGUCUAAAAAUGAUCAAUAAAACUAUCAUUUAGUUAGAAUUUGGCAGAUUUCACCAAAAAUGUUUCGUGAUUAUGCUAAAAAUGAAAAGGAAAUUCUAAAUAAAUAGAGCUUUUGAUGUAACCAGAUUUUACUUUAAAUUCAGACUUAUAUUAUUACGUGUUAGUUGAACAAUCUUCUUGCACUUGGCUAUUUUAGUAAUGAUAUACCAUUGGAAUGUUUCUGAGUGUUUAGAUGAAUUGAAUCCAACAAUCAAGCGGCAAACAUAUUAAGUUAUUUUAUGUGUGUGCAUUGAAAGGCCGUAAAAAAUCAGAUUAUAAGCGGUAUUAUCAUUUAAAUGAUUCUUUGAUUUUUAUUUGUUUGGGUCGUCAGACCAAACAAAUAAUGGUAGCGAAAUUUCAGAGUCUAAUGUUGUUAAUUGCAAAUGCCGAAAGUAGUCCACUUUUUUGGAGCGGUUACUUCCCUUUUGUAUGUACACUAAAGCCGAAAAAUUCAGGGGAGAUCACUGCGUAAAGAUGGUCAAAGACAGGCGCAUCAAUUUUCAAGCAAAGUAAUUCCCGAAUGGUCGAAGAUUUCUAAUAUUGUUUUAUUGUAUUUUCUGAUCGAAAAUAACUAAAUACAAAGCGGACAUUCAAUCUCUGACACAGAAGUUUACGACAAACCUAACAACAAGUAGUUCUCAAAACAGCUUAAAACUAGCGAUUUAAAAGAAAGAAAUAUUUUAUUUUGUUACAAGUAUCCAACAAAUUACAACGCAUUUAAAGUUAAACAAUAGCGUUGGCUUAUAGAAUUGUCAAUAAAUGCACAAUCACAAAUUACGCGGAUGAAUAUGAUUUUAUCAAUGAAAAUACUAUUUAUAAUUAUUACCGAAUACUACACAAACCGAGUAGUGGAAUAUAUAGAUUCUACAUGUCGGACUGUUUGGGCGAGAGGAUUUUCGCUAAAAUAUUUACUUCAGUUUUAAACAACAGGUUUACCCUGAACAAAAUACCUCGAAAUUAAUAAGGAUUACAAACCCGAAAUGCAAUAUGGAAGUUCUAAAUUUAGAAUGACUUGAUAUUAUUCAGAAUUUCUGAGUAUAAGUUCUCCGUGGUACAGUGGUAACGCGCACGCUUAGUGAGUGAGAGGUCUCGAGUUCGAAUCCCAGUCGAGGAAACUUUUUUUUUUGUUAAAUUCUUUUUUAAGUGUUUUUGUUAAGGAAGUAGCCAUGAUAUGCAAGGAUAAAGUGUGGCUGUAGUAAAAAAUGAACAUAAAUGAUUUUUUGAUGCAACUCUAGUUAUGCAGAAUUCCGUAUGUAUCAAACUCUGGUGCCUUGCAAAAUGAAUUAUAAUACAUAAAAAUAUACCUAUACAGGAAAAUGCAUACAGAUAUACAGUACGAUUUAGAUUGCAAAGAUCAGAAAAUACCACAGAACUUGCAGCCCUUUGAUUCUUUAUAAAUAUAAAUGCUUAUAGUAAGCUCCAGGAUUAUUUACAUCUGUGUUAAACAACAGUUAAAGUCGUUACAAGCCCUAAUUUAGAAUAAUAUGGUUUUCUUCAGCCCGUUCACAUAUAAAUUCACCGUGGCUGAAGGGUUUUUGGGCUCGCUUAGGAAGCGAGAGGUCUGGAGUUCAAAUCCCAGUAAAGGUAACUCAUUUUUUUUUCAAAUUGUUAAAGUCAAAUAAACAUUGGAUUGAAUAUCAGUGUUGCAAUUAGUCUUAUAGCCAAUUUACUACAAUUAAAACGCUGGAAAGCAUUGGUGGCACUAUACAUAUAAUCUCACAACCUGCACCUUUCUUACAUUCUGAGACCCAAACAAAUUCAGCGCCUUCUGUGCUUUGAUUUUAC